Messenger RNA from Rosa rugosa (rugosa rose), 918 nucleotides. RefSeq names its product dehydration-responsive element-binding protein 1E-like. Gene Ontology annotation, molecular function: DNA binding; DNA-binding transcription factor activity. The record is from RefSeq and is a predicted model, not a curated record. NCBI's taxonomy places the organism in Eukaryota, Viridiplantae, Streptophyta, Magnoliopsida, Rosales, Rosaceae. The coding region runs from base 68 to 778 and encodes 236 amino acids. Gene Ontology annotation, biological process: regulation of DNA-templated transcription. The transcript has a single exon.
CCUUUUCCCCAACUCACACUACUCUCUCUAGUCUCAGCCAAGAAAACCAAAACCAGCUCUCCCUCAGAUGAACUCCAAUUACCAGCUCUCAGACUCCAACCAGCAAAGCCUCGAAUCAGUCUCCUCCAUCAACAAGCCCGAGUCGUCUUCCUUAUCUGACACGAGCUUCACGACUCAUUGCGACGAAGCGGUGAUACUUGCUUCGAGCAGGCCAAAGAAGCGAGCCGGUAGGCGAGUGUUCAAGGAGACUCGCCACCCGGUCUACCGGGGCGUGAGGCGCAGGAACAAUAACAAGUGGGUGUGCGAGGUCAGGGAGCCGAACAAAAAGACCAGAAUUUGGCUCGGGACGUACCCAACUCUUGAGAUGGCAGCUCGGGCGCACGAUGUGGCGGCGUUGGCCCUUAGGGGGAAGCAGGCAUGCCUCAAUUUUGCUGAUUCCGUGUGGCGGUUGCCCAUUCCGGCUUCUAAAGACCAGCUCGACAUUCGCAGGGCCGCCGCCGAGGCUGCUGAGACAUUUCGACCUGAGGAGUUCGGCGGCGUCUCGAGCAGCAGUGACGACAACGAGAGGGAGUAUGAGGAUGAGAAUGUUGAGAUGGACAACGAGAAGAAGAAUGAUGGCUUCUACGAGGAUGAAGAGGCGCUCUUCGACAUGCCCAGAUUGCUGACUAGCAUGGCGGAGUGUCCACUGCUCUCUCCGCCUCGUCAUUACUCGGACGGUAUGAACUGGGCAGACUAUCAGGUGGAAAGCGAGUCAAAUUUCAGCUUAUGGAGCUUCUAAGAGAACACGUAUCCGUCAUUUAGAUGGGACAGGUGUCCAGCUUGCUUUUAAAAUUGUAUUUUUAUUUCUGUCGAUGAUUUUUUUAUUCGUUUUUUUUUUCCCACUGAAGCGCUUCAUACAAUGAUCUUGGAUUUAGUACG